This is a messenger RNA of Armigeres subalbatus, 1845 nucleotides long. RefSeq lists its product as uncharacterized. NCBI's taxonomy places the organism in Eukaryota, Metazoa, Arthropoda, Insecta, Diptera, Culicidae. The record is from RefSeq and is a predicted model, not a curated record.
AUGGCGCAGAACAACAAUCAGGAUGCUCAAUUGGUGGCCGCCUGCCAACUCGGACGUUCGUUUGUCGGGCCGAUGAAUGUUGCGAUAUCGAAGCUCAAUACCGGUGGUCUGAGUGCUGCUCAAGUACAGGAUGUGGAUGCUGACGACGGAGACGAUAUUUUGGUCCGAGGAGUCGGAGACAAUCCCGUCCGAGAACUAAUCUUAGCUAAAGGAAUAGUUCCGACCUACCCUCUGGAAUACUUCGCUGCCAACAAUUGGUCAAAGCCCAUCAUCACUCUCCCGGCGAUCCGAGAGAAUGCAACAAUUGUUGAUUAUCACAAUCAUAUCAAAGGCACAAUAAAAAGAGAGCCUCCGUCUGUAGGAUCAGUCCUGGCGUUCUUGGAACUUCUGUGCUCGACUAUUGCCGACACACUGAGAUUUAAUUGGGUAAGCUUGGGUGUCCCCAUUGGAUCCGCGAAUCAACUCAUAACUCCCCUCGAUAUCUUGACGAUUACACGCACAUCGACCGCACCGCAGUUAGGACAACCUUCCGGAAACGUUAACAUGGAUGAGCACACGGAUUUGGCAAUGCUGAUUCUUGGAGGAUUUCGUGUCCAUCAUGCCACUAAUCCAACGUAUAUUGACAAGUUGCGUGAUGCAUUGAAGAGUCAGCUAACAACACCGGUGCUUCGGGACGCCAUUGAAGUGGCAAUCGUCAACCUGGCUGCGGUUUACAUCGACUUAGAAUUCGUUAAGCUCCUAUGCGCGGUAGAUAUGUUUUUUGCGAUGUUCCCUAAACAUAAGUUGACGAAAUUGCGAUUUGGGACACUCAUAUUAUCAUAUAAGGACUGCACAGGAGUUGCGGCAAUUGGACAUGGGUGUGAACUCAUGAGCCAUAACACGAGAAUAUUUACGAGAUGGCUGAUGACUUCGACUCUUCGUCAGGAUUUUAAUCGGAUGAAUGUUCCCGGCCAAGAAAUCACGCUUCCCUACUCAUAUGGUCCUUACCUAUCCGGACUAGGUCUCGUUGAUAAAAGCCCGUAUUCGGCUGCUUUAAAUUGUGGACUACAUAUGUUCUCUCACCUGAUUGGAUGUGCGUUGUUGUCUACCCGUUCAAUCAAUGCCAUUUUUUUCCAACCAAGCGGACUAAGUUCAAUAAUCGACAAUGCUAUUAUCUUUAUAUACGCACACUCGUGCACUAGUUCACUGCAACUCCAGUUCUUUAAGAAAAGCGAGGUAGGAGUGGUCAAGGGAAUAGAAACUGAGGCCAGACGGCAGAUUGAGUCGCUAAGGAAACAGCUGAGAGCUAUUGACGAGGAUGAAGUGGCGCCUGGCGCUGGAGUGGCCGGAGGCGUGAACCCAUCGGGGGAACAGAUUCCUGAGGAUGCUGGUGCGAGUGGAGCAGGUGAUCUCGAUGAUGUCGAUGAUGCGGGAGUUUUGGAUGAAUUUUAUCAUGAGGAACCUAUGAGUCGUGACACCCUGGAUUGGUUUGCCUAUCUCGCAACGAUUCGAGAUCGAGGAGAAGUUUUUCCGGGUCAGUCAACCCGCAGAAUACUGCCCAUCCAGAUUCGCUACCUUCGGGAGGACCAAUCCAGACCACAGGACGUUCCAACCGGUGAAACGCCUCUGGCGUACACGAAAGCUUCAUCACCACCAUUGUGUCCAACCUCAAGUCUGCUCGAGGCCAGCCAACCAACGCGUAGAUCUUCUUCAAAGCUCAGCCAGGCUACGCAACCAUCGUACUCCACUGUUCCGGGCAUCCAAACCUGUCACAACCCCGAAGCGCCACGAAAGCCAAGCCCUCGGUUGCAUGUCAGUUCGUCGUCUAUCGUGUUGUCCGCUUCCGCUGCGAUAUGUUUCGUGUGA